CAGACCAGGAGGUACCUGAUCAAUAGAUGAGUCAGAGCAGGCAGAGUAUAAAACGCCAGGAGCUCCAAGGUCCCUCACAUCGCCAUCAUCUCCUUCCCUCACUCACCUCCCCUGGUGCUUCAGGGUUCCCCUUCUCCUUAAACAAGAUGUCUCACCAGAAAAAGCAGCCCACUCCCUGUCCUCCCGUGGGUUGUGGAAAGUCCUCUGGUGGAGGAGGCGGCGGCGGCGGCGGCGGCGGUGGCGGCGGCGGCUGUGGCUACUAUAGCGGUGGUGGUGGCUGCGGAGGUGGCUCCUCUGGAGGCGGCUCCAGCUGCGGAGGCGGCGGCUCCUCUGGAGGCGGCUCCAGCUGCGGCGGCGGGGGUGGAGGCUCCGGCGGGGGCAUCAAGUACUCUGGCGGCGGCGGAGGCUCCGGCUGCGGCGGCGGCGGCUACUCCGGGGGAGGGGGCGGCUCCAGCUGUGGCGGCGGCGGCUACUCCGGCGGCGGGGGCGGCUCUAGCUGCGGCGGCGGCGGCUACUCCGGCGGCGGGGGCGGCUCCAGCUGCGGCGGCGGCGGAGGCGGCUCCGGCGGGGGCAUCAAGUACUCCGGCGGAGGCGGCGGCGGCGGCGGCUCCAGCUGCGGCGGCGGCGGCUACUCCGGCGGGGGCGGCGGCUCCAGCUGUGGAGGAGGCUCCGGAGGCGGCGGCAGCUACUGCGGAGGCUCGUCCGGAGGCGGCGGCUCCAGCUGCGGCGGCGGUUCCGGAGGGGGCAAGUACUCUGGCGGCGGCGGUGGCGGCUCCAGCUGCGGCGGCGGCGGCGGUGGCUCCAGCUGCGGCGGCGGCGGCGGUGGCUCCAGCUGCGGCGGCGGCGGCGGCUACAGCGGCGGCGGCGGCUGCGGAGGCGGCUCCUCCGGCGGCGGCGGCGGCUCCUCGGGGUCGGCGCAGCAGUAUCAGUCCCAGAGCUACGGCGGCUCCAGCUGCGGCGGCGGCGGCUACUACUCCGGCGGCGGCGGCUCCUCAGGCGGCAGCUGCGGCGGCGGCUCCUCAGGCGGCGGCGGCGGCGGCUGCGGCGGCGGCUCCUCAGGCGGCGGCUCCAGCUGCGGCGGCGGCGGCUACUCCGGCGGCGGCGGCGGCGGCGGCUGCGGCGGCGGCUCCUCAGGCGGCGGCGGCUACUACUCGUCGCAGCAGACCUCCCAGAGCUCCUGCGCCCCUCAGCAGAGCUACGGGGGAGGGUCUUCCGGCGGAGGUGGUAGCUGCGGCGGCGGCUCCUCAGGUGGCGGCGGCGGCGGCUGCGGCGGCGGCUACUCCGGGGGCGGCGGCGGCGGCUGCGGCGGAGGCUACUCCGGCGGCGGCGGGGGCUGCGGCGGCGGCGGCGGCUGCGGGGGCGGUUCCUCCGGAGGCGGCGGUGGCUCCAGCUGCGGAGGCGGGUCCGGGGGUGGCUCCUCCGGGGGCGGCUCCGGAGGUGGCAAGGGGGUCCCUAUCUGCCACCAGACGCAGCAGAAGCAGGCGCCUAGCUGGCCAUGCAAGUAAGGUCCUCCGGUUGCCACGGAGACCGAGGAGCUGGAGGUGGUCUCCGUGGGCGCCUGUGGGCUUAGCUUUCUCAUGAUUUUGCCCGAGGUUUCGAAACCCUUCACCACACCCGCCCCCUAGAAGAAGCCAUCGAGUCGCUCGAGCUGCAUCACCUUCUGCAGUUUUUUUCGUCUUGGUUUCUGAAUGACUACCUCCCAAUUCCAGUACCUCCUCAAUCAAUAAAUUUGCAAUUCAUGAGAA
Messenger RNA from Meriones unguiculatus (Mongolian gerbil), 1745 nucleotides. RefSeq names its product loricrin cornified envelope precursor protein (gene Loricrin). The coding region runs from base 27 to 1505 and encodes 492 amino acids. NCBI's taxonomy places the organism in Eukaryota, Metazoa, Chordata, Mammalia, Rodentia, Muridae. The transcript is spliced from 2 exons. The record is from RefSeq and is a predicted model, not a curated record. Gene Ontology annotation, molecular function: structural constituent of skin epidermis. Gene Ontology annotation, cellular component: cornified envelope.